Messenger RNA from Trematosphaeria pertusa, 363 nucleotides. RefSeq lists its product as uncharacterized. Bases 38 to 325 code for a protein of 95 amino acids. Lineage: Eukaryota; Fungi; Ascomycota; Dothideomycetes; Pleosporales; Trematosphaeriaceae. The record is from RefSeq and is a predicted model, not a curated record. The transcript is spliced from 2 exons.
CUUCGACGCAAAGUUGUCCUACCAGCAAGGAGAGAGUAUGAGGCGCAUCUCCAUUCUUGCAGCCCUAUUUCUACCUUUGACUUUGUCAGCGUCCCUUCUAGGGAUGAAUGCCAAAGAACUGAAUGGCGGCCUGCUACGACUGUGGGUAUUUGUGCCGCUGUCAGUUGUCGUUUCCGUCGUUAUCCUCGGGAAAUCUCGCAUAACAGACAAGUUCAUGCCACCACCGACAGCACACGUUGACGUUGAGCAGCUUAUGAAUGAUACGAAGAAUGGUGAAUCUGGUGGCGUUCGAAUUGUUUUUGGCUCUACGCCGGUGCAGACCUAGAGCUCCGUGCUGGCCGGCAUUUCUAAGUGACUACAAAG